Molecule: messenger RNA, 1325 nt
Organism: Daphnia magna
Lineage: Eukaryota; Metazoa; Arthropoda; Branchiopoda; Diplostraca; Daphniidae
Exons: 6
Coding region: 297-1112 (271 amino acids)
Source: RefSeq, a predicted model, not a curated record
UCUAUUAUACUUGUAAGUUUCACUCAAAAAGAUGAGUUGGCCAUUGGCACAUUGGAGGCCAUAGCAGUGCCAAAAGAUUUCCGUGACGAGAGUUUCUUGCAUCAGCUCGAGCAAUUAAGAGUUUUUGUUGGGACAAAGAGAAUUAUUGGAAUCAAGAAAGCAUGUAGCUUUUUAUUUUAUUUAUUCUUAUUGUCCUAAAUUUCUAUUUAUUUAGUUGGCCUAAGUUUCCCAUCAGUCCUAGUUGGAGCCUUCCAGUGGACUCGACACCCACAUCUAGAUCACAAGUUCAAUAUGAAAUGAGAUCGUGUAAAGUAAUCACGUACUCAGAGGACAAAGAUGUGGUGGUGUCAGUUAGGAAUGCCAUGAUGAAAACUCCCAUCGGUGUCCAAAAGGCAGCAGCCAAAAGGUCAGUUCCAAAAUCAUCUGCAACUCAGAAACGUGACCAGUGCCACGCGUAUUCUAUUUUCAACCCCCCCCCCAACUUGCCAACUGAAAACUCAUUAAUAGUUACCAGGAAAAGCAUGUUAGGUUGCCAGUUUAUCACUGGGGGAGAUGAAGAAAAGUGUGAUGUAUCUGAUGAUUGUAGCCUUCAUGUCGAUGAUCAGAAAGAAAAUUCAAUUCCGGACUCAGAGGACGAAGAUGUGAUUCCUCCUACUCCACCUUUGCCUCCAGCGAAGAGAAAACGUGCUAAUCAGUGUGACAAAUCAGUAAGCAAAACCGUAUCCAAGAAAAAUUCAAGUCACAGCAAGGAAAAUGACUCAUUUGUCACACCAAACAGAAGCAAGAAGUCAUCGGCUAACAAUUCCGACUCUCAGAUUCUCACUUCUUUAGACGUCAACAUAUUCGACACCCCUCCAAGUUCUACAACAAAAACUACAAUAAAAGAAAACCCAAAGCGUGUGCUGGGACAAGCGACGGAGCCAGUUUAUGCUGAGUUGCAACAGCAUAAUCUCCGUAGAGAAUACAAGGAUGAAAUCAAUGAGAUUAAAAAUCAAAUCUUCCUAAACGAACAAAUUCAAGAUUCUACCGUUGAGCUAGAAAUCGAGAGAGAAGAUUACAAUAAAAAAUCGUCGAAAAAGAUGCUAUUAUUGUUCGUUUACAAGAAGAAAUAAAAUUCCUGAAAGAAUGGAAUCCACAGGCCUUGGCCAAAAGUCUUAAUGAAGGGUUGGCUCUACUGCACACCACUUUGGAAACCUUGACGAUUAGUUAAGUUACUGCUCAACAAUCACGUCUUCAAUUAGAAAGAAGUGAAAGCGGCAAAAGAACUAACCUAUUGAAGCUUCACAAAGAUUACGAGACAACGAUUCAUCAAAAUGCGUUAGCAA